This is a messenger RNA of Dothidotthia symphoricarpi CBS 119687, 553 nucleotides long. RefSeq lists its product as uncharacterized. The transcript has a single exon. The coding region runs from base 106 to 411 and encodes 101 amino acids. The record is from RefSeq and is a predicted model, not a curated record. Lineage: Eukaryota; Fungi; Ascomycota; Dothideomycetes; Pleosporales; Dothidotthiaceae.
GAAUUUGCCCGCCCAAUCUUUCCGUUGCUGCAGAGUCGUGCAUUACUCGCCGCCAUCCUGGCCGUGGCUUGUUCUUCCACUCGUCUUCUGGCGCUGCUUCCUGUCAUGGCUUACUCUCUGUUGCGCGGCCCAGCCAAGGCAAACUACUGUACAUGCAUGCAUCUACUCGAUACACAUUGGCUAAUCUCCGCUGCAGUCUACGCGCAAGUUUUCCACCAAUGCGCGAUCCGUGCAGGGACAGCUGCCGUUGUGUACCUGAUUGGCGACCUCGACGGGCUGUUUUCUAGUCGAGGGCCAGCGCGUCUGCAAUUCGGCUCAUCCGUCUACCUGGAUUUCCUCCUACCCAGACUAUCACGCAUACUACUUAUCAUCUCCGAACAAGUACGGGGUAGAUUAGCCUCCAAUUGCUGACUUUCUCGUAUGUCUUGGGAGUUCUGAGUCUCACAGAGGGCGACACCUACAUGCGGCAGGUACAACGGGUGCAGUAGAACCGGUUGCCUGCGGCUCUCGAAUCGUUCAAGUUGACCACGACUUCGCAGAUCAUGAAGAAAGA